Molecule: messenger RNA, 891 nt
Organism: Thelazia callipaeda (thelaziosis nematode)
Lineage: Eukaryota; Metazoa; Nematoda; Chromadorea; Rhabditida; Thelaziidae
Source: the annotation of a GenBank genome assembly
AUGAAAGUUUGUUCUUUCCUAGAGAAUAGGCUAUUUAUACUUGCAGCACAUUCGCUAGGAUUUUUUUUGUCUCUAAAUUAUAUAUUAUGUAUAGCAGGUGUGAUAACGGGUUAUCCGUUCGAUACUGUCAAAGUACGCCAGCAAAUUGAAGGUCAAAGUAUUCCUCGGUGCUGCGUAUCAAUUGUUCGAAAUGAAGGGUAUAUGGGAUUUUUCAAAGGAAUGUCAAGUCCGCUGAUGAGUAUUACAGCAAUCAAUGCCAUAGCAUUUGGUGUUUACGAAAACACUUUGAAGUUUUUUAAUCAUGAACAUAGUUUGCUGGCAUCAUUUUUUGCUGGUAAUGUAGCUGGUGCUGCACAGUGUGGCAUUUGUAUUCCAUCAGAAUUAGUAAAGACAAGAAUGCAACUACAGAAAAAUGGAAUGUAUACCUCAUCUUGGGAUUGUGCUAAAAAAAUGAUCCGAAGAGGAGGUCUUUUAUCAGUGUACAAGGGAACGUGGAUAACGAUUGCUCGAGAUUGCUCUGGAUAUGGUACUUGGUAUGUAACAUAUGAAUUUUGUACGCGUAAAUUGAGCAAAGAUGGCACCCCUUCUUCGUUGCCCUCAUGGCAACUUCUUAUUGCUGGAGGCUUGGCUGGUGUAACGUCUUGGCUAGUCAAUUAUCCAUUAGAUGUGAUUAAAACACGAUUUCAAGCUGAUGAUAACAUUCAUUCAUACAGAAAGGUUUGCCAUGCUAUUAUGAAAACGUGUGGAAUUCGCGGUUUCUUUGCUGGCAUUUCUGCAACUAUCAUAAGAGCUUUUCCAUCAAAUGCUUUCACAUUUCUCGGUAUGGAAUGGUCGUACCGUCUGGCGCGUAUGAUGAUAGAUUGGCAUAAGUCACAGAUAAGUAACGAGUGA